Molecule: messenger RNA, 5927 nt
Organism: Nannospalax galili (Upper Galilee mountains blind mole rat)
Lineage: Eukaryota; Metazoa; Chordata; Mammalia; Rodentia; Spalacidae
Gene: Zbtb43
Product: zinc finger and BTB domain containing 43
Exons: 2
Coding region: 681-2084 (467 amino acids)
Biological process (GO): regulation of transcription by RNA polymerase II
Molecular function (GO): protein binding; DNA-binding transcription factor activity, RNA polymerase II-specific; RNA polymerase II cis-regulatory region sequence-specific DNA binding
Source: RefSeq, a predicted model, not a curated record
UUAACUGUUGAGCCAUCUCUUCAGCCCCUGCAGUUUCAUUCUUUGUGCCUGACAGUGUAGGAGGUUCUCAAGCUAAAAUCCCCACAACCACUAGAGUAGUCUGCAUUGUUCAGCCCAGAAAAGUACCUUUUGGUGCUAAAAGACUGAAGUGUUAAAAGGUCCAGUUGUCCUUAUCCUGGGUCUCCAGUGCCUUGUUCCUCAGUUCUUCCCUGAACUCUAGCCUAGUCAUCAUCCUCGUGAGUGUGUGUGUGUGUGUGUGUGUAUACAGGUUGUCCUCAGGUGUCCUCUGUGGUCCCCAUCCUGUGGUCCCCAUUUCUCCUUGAACCCAGAGCAUACCAAUGGCUAGACUGGCUGGCCCCUGAACUCUAGGGAUCCCUCUGUCCGUGUAUGUCCCUGUGUCCCAUCCCCCUCGUCCCCCAGUCCCCACCCCCCCAGUGCUAGAGGUUACAGAUGUCUGCUGCCACACCCAGAGUUUCGCAUGGAUGUGGUCCAGGGCUACAAACUCAGAUCCUCAGUGUGGGACUGGUUCCUUCUGACAUACACCUACCCUUCUUCCCAUAAUUCAUUUCUUCUCUUUUAUCUUUGGAGCAGGGAAUAGAACCUAGAGACACACAUGCUCUACCACUUUUGUCCCUCUCUUUCUGCAACUUGGCAAAUCACUGAACAAGAUUUGUGAUGAAAUGGAGCCUGGAACAAACUCAUUUCGAGUAGAAUUUCCGGAUUUUUCCAGCACCAUUCUUCAGAAACUGAACCAGCAACGCCAGCAAGGACAGUUAUGUGACGUCUCCAUUGUUGUCCAAGGCCACAUUUUCCGGGCACACAAAGCAGUUCUUGCCGCCAGUUCACCCUACUUUUGUGACCAAGUACUCCUGAAAAAUAGUCGGAGAAUUGUUUUGCCUGAUGUGAUGAACCCCAGAGUGUUUGAAAGCAUUCUCCUGUCUAGUUACACAGGACGCCUGGUAAUGCCUGCUCCAGAAAUUGUUAGUUAUUUAACAGCGGCCAGCUUCCUCCAAAUGUGGCACGUGGUGGACAAGUGCACCGAGGUCUUGGAGGGAAACCCAGCAGUCCUGUGUCAGAAGCUGAACCACGGCAGUGACCACCAGUCCCCCAGCAGCAGCAGCUACAAUGGCCUGGUAGAGAGCUUUGAACUGGGCUCUGGGGGCCACGCUGAUUUCCCCAAAACCCAGGAACUGAGAGACGGUGAGAACGAGGAGGAGAGCACCAAAGACGAGCUGUCAUCUCAGCUCACUGAGCAUGAGUACCUGCCUAGUAACUCAUCCACUGAGCACGACCGGCUGAGCACCGAGAUGGCGAGCCAGGAUGGGGAGGAGGGGGCCAGCGACAGCGCGGAGUUCCACUACACCCGGCCCAUGUACAGCAAGCCCAGCAUAAUGGCUCACAAGCGCUGGAUCCACGUGAAGCCCGAGCGCCUGGAGCAGGCUUGCGAGGGCAUGGAUGUGCACGCAGCCUAUGACGAGCACCAGGUGACCGAGUCCAUCAACGCCAUGCAGACAGAGCACCUGGCCCAGCCUUCGGGCGUGGAGGAGGGCUUCCACGUCGGGGAGAAGAAAGUGGAGGCAGAGUUUGACGACCAGGCCGAGGAAAGCACCUACGAUGAGCAGGUGGACUUCUACGGCUCCUCCAUGGAAGAGUUUUCUGGAGAGAGGUCAGAUGGGAAUCUAAUUGGGCACAGACAGGAGGCAGCCCUCACCGCCGGCUACAGUGAGAACAUGGAGAUGGUGACGGGGAUAAAAGAAGAAGCUUCCCACUUAGGGUUUUCGGCCACCGACAAGCUGUAUCCUUGUCAGUGUGGGAAGAGCUUCACACACAAGAGUCAGAGAGACCGGCACAUGAGCAUGCACCUCGGCCUCCGGCCUUAUGGCUGCGGUGUCUGUGGUAAAAAAUUCAAAAUGAAACACCAUCUCGUGGGCCACAUGAAAAUUCAUACGGGCAUAAAGCCGUACGAAUGUAAUAUCUGUGCAAAGAGAUUCAUGUGGAGGGACAGCUUCCAUAGGCAUGUGACUUCUUGUACCAAGUCGUACGAAGCUGCAAAGGCUGAGCAGAAUACAACCGAGGCUAACUAAAAAUAGGGUCUGGCCCUUGAGUGGCGUGCACAAAAAUAAACUAUGGUAAUUAAUGCAAAUCUGGGCACAGAUGAUGCGUGCUACUUGCUAUUAUGAGAGAAGCUUAAAAAAAAAGGAAGAUAUUUCUGAAAGACCAGCUCUAAGUAGGCCAAUUAAAAAAUUUAAUUCUUCAAAUUUCUAUGUUCUGGCCCUGGCCUAGAAUGGGUGAUGAGGAUAAGUUCACCCAGUGUCCAGGUGGCAAGAGAACCCGUCAGGCCAGCUCUGAUUAAGGCAGGUGCACCUGGCGAUUGACACCUGCAGGAGGGCCUGGACUCCCACUCCAGUUCCGUUCUAGGUAGCAGCAGUUGUGAUCACUCAUUAUUACGAGGUCAUGUUGAAAUGUUAUUUUGUUGUUACGGUAACUACUUAGCUUCUGUGGAUUUGUUUUGGUAGUGGCUUCCCUGGAGGGUCCUUACCUAAAAGCUACAAAUAACGUGAUCCCGAGGAUGAGAGGUUGAUAGAGCUCUUUUGUCUGGUUUCAUUCUCUCUAAAGGGUAUUUUAACUAAAACUGACUUCCUAAGUAACAUGGUACAAGCCUUGAUUUCUGGAUGAUGCUGCCGAUACCAUGCGUUCGUCUCUUGAUAAGCCACAGUUUUAUAUUUAGUACUAAAUUGGGCUUGAACUAUUGUAUCUACUUGUAAUUCUCUUGGGUGCCAGAGAUAGGUGUUUCAAGCUGGUUUGUUGGCUCCAAGUCCCCCUUGUGCUAGGAGAUAUCCAGCCUGCCAUGACCUACCACAGUACCAAACAGUGCCCAGGCUGUGGGCCUGUCUUAGAUCAUGGUGCUUCUCAACAAGGACAGCCAGGGACCACGGUUCAUGGGACCGAGCCAGCCCACAUGGCUAAGAGUCGCCUAUGAGUGGGACACUCCCAUAGUCAGAGAUUUGGGAGGGGCAGAAUCUUAAAAAUGGCAGGUUAUAAUUUAGAAAAAAGAAGAGUCUCAAAAAUACACUGGGGGUACUGUUUUAGAGGGUACACUGAGCUAAACUCUCAGUUCUUUAUGAAUGCUGAGAUAUGGGUUAAAAAGGGGGAAAGGAGUCCUAAUUUUAGCAAAACAGUCUACAGAUUCAUGCUCCCAAGUCACAGAUAGAGCUACAUAAAUUUACAAGUCCAAGUAGCUGUUCACCCAGCAAAGAACAAGAAAGGCAGCUCUUCUGAGACCUUCUCUAUCAUGGGGUUGGAUGUUGGAUGUUCAGAAGAAGGCAUAUGUUCAGGGUGCUUUGAAGCAGUGUGACUCCAGAGGUUGUUACCAGGGUAGGUGUUCUACAUUGAUUCCUGUUGCUAUGACAGUACAGUCUGACCAGUAACAACUUAGGGGAGGAAAGGAUUUAUUUCGGCUUACACUUCCAGGUCACAGUUCAUCAUUGAAGGAAGUCAGGACAGGAGCUUGAAGCAAAAACCAUGGGGGAGCACUGCUUGCUGGCUCACUGGCAGGCUCAUAACUACUUUGCCUUCUCCCACAGCCCAGGGAACAGCACCACCCACCAUAGGCUGGGCCCUCUGCAUCAGUUAACAUCAAGACAGUCCUUCACAGGCAAGCCCACAGGCCAGCCUGGCCUGGGAAGUCCCUCGGUUGAGACUACCUUCUCAGAUGAUUCUUGGUUGUGUCACAUGGACAGUUAAGGCUGACUUAAGACGAUAGGACAGGGUGUUAAUCACUCUUAUCUCUCCAUAAACUUACUGUUCUAUUACUGCUUAAGUAGAAACUCUUCCUAUUUUAAAAUAAAAAUAAAUUUUUUCUUGGAUUUGGGGUGAAAUUUUGACUUACAGGUUUGGCUUUCUCUAGAAGGUGACAGACAUUGCUGGCAGUGGCUCUGAUCCUUAGGCUCCUGACCCCAAGACUUCACUGAUCAAACAGUGUCUAGAAAGGGGAAUGAAAAUACAGAUUUGCCAGUUAACAGGUGAUCAGGAUUACAAAACAGGGAUCUGUUCACUAACACUGUAUCAUUCUCGAUGUAUAAAAAGCACUUUGUAUUUAAAACUUUAUCAUAAUAUAUUUUUUGUUUUUGUUUUUUAACCUAGAAACUAAAUAUUACCUCCUGGUUGUUUGCCACAUUAGUAUAAUCUCUUAGUGUUGAAAGUUUGCCAGUCAGCAGUCCUCUCCGUAUGCACCUGAGGAGUGUGUACAGGUGACUGUACAAUCAAGCUCACACACCUCCGGAGUUUCCCAUGUUAGAAGCCAGUGGGUUUUAGGGCUGAUCCUAAACUAUGUGAGGAGAAAGGAUUUUAUUGCUCUUGCUACUUUCCACACAAAGGCAGAGAAGCUGCCUCUUGAGAAGGUCAUGUGCUGCUUCCUGUCGAAGUCUAUAGAUUCCUGUGAGCAUUGGAGCCUUUAAUAUACAGGAACAUUGUGGUCCUUGGGUUAUGCUGAAUCAGCACCCUUGCCCUGCUUGAUGACAACAAGCUUUUGUGGAGCAGGAGUAUGGCUGUCACCAGGCAGACCCGGUGUAAAGGUGGAGUGUGUGCAGUGCUGGCUGUGUCCUGGAGGCAGAGGAGUAGCUUUAGGCUGGAGGUUAAAGUGAGCGUUCCUGGUUCCUAAACAGCCUUUUAGGGUUAGGCCGACAUAGCACAUUGCUGCCUGCCUUCCAUCCUCUCCCCUCUUUGCAGUUGAAGUCUUUCCCUUAGCCUCAACCCAACUUCAGGAAAUCCUUAUCCUUCCAAAAGAACUUGAAUAAGUUGUGGGUAGCGUUUCCCAACCUUUCAGGGAUUAUUCCGAUGGCCUACAACCAAGGUAUUUGUUUCCUCCUUUGGGUCUUGACUAGUUUUUCUCCAGGCCCAGUAGGAAAGGGCUUCAAGGCCCCUCCGGUGGUGUUGUUUCAUAUUCUGUGUGUACCAUGCCUUUAAUCUUUGAUGAGCAUCUUAAGUGAGCCCUGUGGGCCAGCUAAGGAAGGAAUGUGGUGACUUCUGCCCUUGCCCUGACCUGUGGAUUCCUGUCUCUAGAUCUCACCUGCUCCCUCCCCUUUAGGCCACUGUUAUUAAAAGCCUGCUCCAAAGGGUCUCCUCCACUUCAGGAGAUAGUCACUGAGCUACACUGACCCUAGGCAGCCUUCUAGCUAUUUGGGAAAGCUGCAGGUCCCAGGGGCCCCUCCCUAUAGAGGGUGGCACACCCUUAGCUGGUGUGGAAGGGAAGUUGAAAUCCAGAAGCCAUGCAGACUGUGCUUUCUGGAGAGGGUGAGCUGCUGCCCAGGUUCAGGGUGGAGUGGGGCCUCUGCCACAGAUGAGGAAUUUGUUCUCUAAGCCCUGAUACUUUGGGAAUACCAGAGACAGGGACAGGUUGAUGCUCUCAUAGGUAACUAACUAGCCAGUGAAUCCAGGGUUGAUGUGGGUUUUGUUUUCAUUUUUUUUUUUGCUAUUUACGUAUUUAAAGGUACUAGUUUCUUCAAAUCUCUACUGAUAGUGCCCUAUGGGAAGAUGCUGGAACACAUUUUGCAAAUGUGAUUUUUUUUCCUUUUUAAAUUUUGCUUGAAGCCUGUGUCAUGUCAGUAGCUGCUGCUCCUUCCUUUUUAUGAGGUCCCCAAUGUUUCUUCAAGAAAAAUUUAUUUAUGCAAGUCAGGUGAUUCUUAGGCCACAGAACCGUUUGAUGAUAAACAGGUUAUCAUUAGGUGCAUAUCUUAUUGGUAUUUUGUGAAAUGUUAUGCCUGUGUUGAAAAGUUGAAUAGUUCUGACUUUAUAUGAUUGCUGUCUUCAGUGUACAGCAUGGUUUUACUUAACUGAAUGUUACCGUUUGAUAUUUUCUUCUUAUAGAAGAGAUCACACUCUUUUGUAUGACAUGUUUUAAUAAAUGUUAUCUGUCCAUUUUGUAAAAA